AUGGCUUGUGGGGGAUCUCCGUCGGUGUGUGCGGUAAGUGUUGCGAGCUCGGGAUCGUCCUCACCUUGGUCAGCCAUUCUCACUAGUGUUCUUACUGGUUGGGGUGGGAGCUCCGGGAGUUGGUACUCUAGAUCUUCUUUCUCCUCGUCGCUACUCGUGCCUAGGUCGGACAGUGUGUGUCGACAGGCCAGAACGAGUGUUAUGCAUCGAUAUUUUAAAAAAUCAAGGAAUGAUUCAACUUCUAGUUCGAGUAUUGCAACCCCGAAUUCGACUGUGAACCAGGAUGGAAUCAAUGUUGCAAGUUUUGAAGCUAAUUCUGAAAACAUAGUUAGUGACCCGAAUGCGAUUUUGAAUCAAGAAAGAAUCAAUAUUGAAGUUAAUCCGGAAAACAUAGUUAGUGACCCGGGGCUACGGAGUCCUAUUGCUAGUUAUGAUGUUCAAAUAAGGGAUCGCAUUCGAAGAGAAUAUGUCUCUAAGGGGCCUUGUCAACCGAAAGGUCAUGUCUUUAGGAAAACUUCGUAUGGUAAAGAGAAAAGGAGCUUCCAAGCUAAAUGGUUUGAAAAACAUAUAUGGUUGGAAUAUAGUGUUGAAAAAGAAGCGGCAUUUUGUUUUUGGUGUUAUCUUUUCAAGCCUAUUAAUGCCAAUCGUUUUGGAGAUGAUGUAUUCGUGAGUACGGGCUUUAAAAAUUGGAAAAAGGCGCUUGCUAUUUUUAGAGAACAUGAAGGUUCAGCAAAUAGCACACAUGAUCAGGCCAGAAUACUUUUUGAAGGGUUUAAAAAUCAAAGACAAAGUGUUGAUUACAAUUUGAGGAAAUAUGAUAAGGAAGACGAAGUCAACUACCGCAUUCGCUUGACUGCUUCUUUAGAUGUGAUUCGAUUAUUGUUAAGACAGGGAUUGCCAUUUCGUGGGAAUGAUGAAUCAUUUGCGUCUACAAACAAGGGAAACUUUCUAGAGAUACUUAAAUGGUAUUGUGAGCAUAAAGAAGAGGUAGCUGCAGUUACAUUGGAGAACGCUCCACGUAAUAAUCAGAUGACUAGUCCUUUGAUUCAAAAGGAAUUAUCAAAUUGUUGUGCUGUUGAGACUACGAAAGUUAUUUUGGAAGAUAUUGAAAAUCGCAAAUUCUCUCUAUUGGUUGAUGAAGCGCGAGAUUCAUCGAUAAAAGAGCAAAUGGCUUUGGUUAUUAGAUACGUGAACAAUAAUGGAGAGAUUAUAGAAAGAUUCUUAGCCUUGGUACAUGUCACUGAUACUACAACAAAGUCAUUGAAGGAAGGGAUUGACUCAGUGUUUGCUAAGCAUGCUUUAUCUUUAUCACGGUUAAGAGGUCAAGGCUAUGAUGGUGCAUCAAAUAUGCGGGGUGAGUACAAUGGUCUGAAAACCCUUAUACUGAAUGAAAAUAGAUCUGCGAAGUACAUCCAUUGUUUUGCUCAUCAGCUCCAACUAGUCGUGGUAAAUGUUACAAAACAACAUGGUGCUAUAAGUGACUUUUUCACCAUUGUCACUAUGAUUGUAAAUACAUGUGGAACAUCUUGUAAAAGGAGAGACAAACUACGACAAGCUGAGCAUGAGAAAAUUGUCAAAUCUCUAGAAAGGGAAGAGAUUAAAAGUGGAAGAGGUUUAAAUCAAGAGAUGAGUUUAAGGCGGCCGGGUGACACUCGAUGGGGAUCACACUUCACUACUUUGCUUCGUCUAAAAGGUAUGUGGUCAUCGGUAAUUGAAGUACUUGAAAAUGUGUAUGAAGAUGGUACUAAUCCAGAUAAUAAAGGUAUAUCAAAAACAUUGAGUAUGAGGCUUGGAAGCUAUGACUUUGUUUUUAUUUUACACUUGAUGAUUGAGUUGCUUGGGUCAACAAAUGAUUUGUCAAAAGUUUUGCAACUUCGGGAUCAAAAUAUAGUUCAAGCUAUAUCUUUGAUUGAUACAACUAAAAGGACUUUGCAAGACUUUCGGGAGAAUGGAUGGAACCAAUUCGUGAGACAGGUUGAAGAGUUUUGUGUGACUAAUUCCAUUGAUGUCAUCAAUAUGGAUGAUGCCGUCAAGUUUGGUGUGCGAAUGAAACGAGGGGAACGCGUUACAAAUUAUCAUCAUUACAAGGUGGAGGUUUACUGUCAGGUUCUUGAUUUAGUUAUUCAAGAGAUGGAAAAUCGUUUUCCAGAAACAAAUACGGAAUUGCUUAUUUGCAUGAAUUGCCUUAGUCCAAGAAACUCCUUUGCUAGCUUCAAUAUCGACAAGUUGGUCCGUCUCGCAGAACUUUAUCCGGAUGACUUCUCGUGCACUGAAUGUAUGGCUCUCCAAUAUCAACUUAAAACUUAUAUCAGUGAUAUAGUUGAUAAAGUCGAGUUCUCCAAUAUUGAAGAUUUGGGAAAUCUUGCAAAGAUUUUGGUCGCUACCACAAGAGAUAAGGCUUUUCCCUUGGUAUACCGUUUGAUUGAAUUGACUCUGAUCCUUCCUGUUGCGACCGCCUCUGUUGAGAGAGUAUUUUCUUCGAUGAAAUUUAUCAAGACUGAUUUGCGAAACAGAAUGGGAGACGGUUGGAUGAAUGAUAUCUUAGUUGUAUACAUUGAGAAGGAUAUUUUUAACAAAAUUGAAAAUGAGGCCAUUCUUCGACGAUUUCAAGAAAUGGCGACACGUCGGAAACAAUUAUCAUCUAGAGCCUCGUAA
Molecule: messenger RNA, 2655 nt
Organism: Salvia hispanica
Lineage: Eukaryota; Viridiplantae; Streptophyta; Magnoliopsida; Lamiales; Lamiaceae
Source: RefSeq, a predicted model, not a curated record